Messenger RNA from Drosophila rhopaloa, 1277 nucleotides. Its product is annotated as spaetzle-processing enzyme. Gene Ontology annotation, molecular function: serine-type endopeptidase activity. The transcript is spliced from 4 exons. The record is from RefSeq and is a predicted model, not a curated record. NCBI's taxonomy places the organism in Eukaryota, Metazoa, Arthropoda, Insecta, Diptera, Drosophilidae. Bases 52 to 1251 code for a protein of 399 amino acids. Gene Ontology annotation, biological process: proteolysis.
CCAAGUGCCGGAGAACUUGAUUAGUCUCAGCUUGGAACCCGCAGCGACAAGAUGGCUUCUAUAGAACGGAAUUUUCUAUUGCUGGCACUGGUGGUCAGCGCAUUAUCCGGAAUAGUGCAACGAGCAGACGCGGCGCAGAUUAGCUUCGGCACCUGCACGCCCCAGCAGAGCGAGGAGCGUGGCCAGUGCGUCCGGAUUGCCAGCUGCCCCUUCCUGGCGAACCUGGUGAAGGUGGAGCCGAAGACACCUGCCCAAAUGCUCCUGCUGUCCAAGAGCCAGUGUGGCUUGGACAACCGGGUGGAGGGUCUGAUGAACCGCAUCCUGGUCUGCUGCCCUCAGAGCAAGAGGGACACCAGCGAGGAGGCCCCAGAGAUUGCGGAGGUGGAGGGCCAGCAGCCCGGCAACGUCCUGCCCGGUAGUGACGUUUGUGGAUUCCUCUUUGCCGAUCGCAUUUUCGGUGGCACCAACACCAGCCUCUGGGAAUUCCCCUGGAUGGUUUUGCUUCAGUACAAAAAACUUUUUUCCGAAAGUUAUUCCUUUAACUGCGGCGGAGCACUGCUGAACUCUCGAUACGUCCUGACCGCCGGACACUGUCUGGCCAGCCGGGAACUCGAUAAGUCCGGCGUCGCCCUGCACAGCGUUCGCCUGGGGGAGUGGGACACCCGCACCGAUCCCGACUGCGCCGUCCAGUUGAAUAAUAAGCGCAUCUGCGCCCCCAAUCACAUCGAUAUCGAGGUGGAAAGGUUCAUCAUACAUGAGCAAUAUGCGCCGAAUUCUGUGGACCAAAAAAAUGAUAUUGCGCUGCUGCGUCUUAAGCGAAGUGUCAGCUACACUGACUACGUGCGUCCCAUUUGCCUACCCACCGACGACCUGAUGCAGAACAACUUUGUUGGCUAUGCCAUGGAUGUGGCCGGCUGGGGACUCACCGAGAACCUGCAACCCAGUGUGACCAAGUUGAAGAUCACCGUCAGCGUUUGGAAUCUGACGACUUGCCAGAACAAGUACACCACCUUCAAGGUCAAACUGGACGACACCCAGAUGUGUGCCGGUGGCCAGUUGGGCGUAGACACCUGCGGCGGCGAUUCCGGCGGUCCCCUGAUGGUGGGCGUCAACUCGGGCGGAAGGGAGGUCUUCUACAUCGCCGGAGUCACCUCCUACGGCACGAAGCCGUGCGGCCUAAAGGGUUGGCCCGGCGUUUAUACCCGCACCGGGCAUUUCAUCGAUUGGAUAAAGCAGAAAUUGGAGGCAUAAUAAAUAAAAUUGCUAAUUUAUUCACA